AUGAACCGCACAAAUUCUCCAUUAGAUGAAGCGUAUGCGACAUGCAGUGGAUUGGAUUUAACUUUAAAAGAUCAAUCUGUUUUGGAAUCCCAUGUACAAGCCUCAUCGACACCAAGACGAUUAAAUUAUAUCCCAUCAAAAACUCUUCACGAACAAAACGAUUAUUAUUGUUCAGAACAAUUUAACGCCGAAAAUAACUCUUUUAUCAUUAGUGAGCAUAUAAACCAAGUUCAAAAUAGUAACGAGUCUCUAGAGAAUAAUAAACAACUUGAUCAACGACUUGGAUUUAACUAUAGUUCAGGAUCAUUUAACAGUAAAGGUUCAACUGUUUCUUGUUACCACUCGGUGCAAUCAAAUAAUUUGGACUAUAGUAAAGAAACUGCAAAUCCUGAUAAACUAAGUCCCCUUGACUUACGUAUUAAGUCAUUCUCGGAUGAUAUUAACUUGAUUAAUAACAGAGACAGUGGAUAUUUAGUUAUUACUACAGACACCAAAACAGAAUGUGAAAUAUCCACCCAUAUAUUCUUAUCUAAUCAGGCGAUACCUCAGACAAAGCGUUCAAAUAUUGAAAAACAAACGGGUAGCUCCUUCAACAUCCAGUCCAUACUAGGAGUAACAGAUCAAUUUAAAGUAUUUUCUGAAACUACCAGUAAUACAGAUAGUAAUACAAAUGAUGAUAACAUAAAAAAUAAUAAUAUAGAGAUAAUAGAUCGAACAAAAACCUCAAAUUCUUUUUUCGAUCAGUUUCUAGUUGGUUAUUUGCAAGUAAUGAAUCCAUUACUACUGAGUUCACGUGGAAUUCAAAUGCAGAGUGUAAUUACACCACCACAACCGGUGGACACUACUGUAACCAUACAGUCUACAAAUUCAGUCUCGACGACACUCCCGUUAAAUGAAACAGGUACUGUGAAAUUCUCAGUUAAGCAGCGUGCAAAAAAGUUGAAUCCUACUACAUCAAUGUACAGCAUAACUAACGGUAUGACCAAUAGACAAUUAGACGUGAAAAAUAAUGAUCCCAUUCAUGGCAGUUUAAAACAAACGGAACGUAUUCAACAAUCAAUGAAGAAUGUUUACGAUUUGAGUGGUUCAUCGCUCUCGAGUGAAGAUGAUGUAAUAACUAGACAACGAGCCAAAACGUCUGACGUAGGAAAAACACCUGUUAUUCUUUAUUGCCCCGAACCAUCAGACAGCAAAACAAAAGUGAAGGCCAUGCUGGAACGGAAUGACCCGUGUUUAAAAUAUGUCAAUGAUGGAGCUGCGAUACGCAACCCAUUUGCUAUUGAUCGAAAAAUUCAACUGGUCCAUUUAACUUCACUAUUAUUUGAGAGACUAGUCUUACCAAAUCCUGGCAUUUUGUACAAUUGUUUGGAAACAAAAGAAUAUCAACUAAUGUUAAAAAUGAUGCUCAUUGGUUAUAAUUUAUGCAUUUUAUUGAAUUUUUCUUCAAAAUCAGGUGUCAAACUUGAUAACGGUACAUAUUUGUGCAAAGGAUGCAACCGUACAACUAAACGUUUAAGACCAAUGCAACAACACUUACUGUCACACAGUGCAAGUAAAUUCAAUCUGUGUGUUAAGUGUCUUAAAGGUUUCAACGAUAAGUACGAUAUGAAACGGCACACACGCAAACAUACUCUUGUACGCCCGUAUGUCUGUCCAGAAUGCGGACGAUCAUUUAGCCAGCGUUGUUCAUUAGAAGGUCAUCGACGCAAAAUACAUAGGAUUCAGUUGAAUUAUCCACCAAAUCAACGUCGUGAAAUAGUACGUGUUUGUGAAACCUGUGGUUAUUCAUGUCCUGAAUUAUAUGAUAUGUUACAGCAUACAUUAAAUAAUCACCCAUACAGCAACUGUUUACCAAGACUACAACGCCAAUUAAUAAGAUAUAAAGAAAAACUCCAGAGUACUUCACUUACAUCAGAUGAUGACAACCGAUCUUCAAAUAUACGAGAUACGCUAGAAGCAACUCGUAAUUGGUCUUGCAUAUCACCAUUUUCAAACAAUCAUAAUUUCACUUAA
Molecule: messenger RNA, 2013 nt
Organism: Schistosoma haematobium
Lineage: Eukaryota; Metazoa; Platyhelminthes; Trematoda; Strigeidida; Schistosomatidae
Gene: OVOL3
Product: ovo-like 2
Exons: 5
Coding region: 1-2013 (670 amino acids)
Biological process (GO): epidermal cell differentiation; regulation of transcription by RNA polymerase II
Cellular component (GO): nucleus
Molecular function (GO): RNA polymerase II cis-regulatory region sequence-specific DNA binding; DNA-binding transcription factor activity, RNA polymerase II-specific
Source: RefSeq, a predicted model, not a curated record